Molecule: messenger RNA, 3006 nt
Organism: Pangasianodon hypophthalmus (striped catfish)
Lineage: Eukaryota; Metazoa; Chordata; Actinopteri; Siluriformes; Pangasiidae
Gene: morc3b
Product: MORC family CW-type zinc finger 3b
Exons: 17
Coding region: 146-2545 (799 amino acids)
Cellular component (GO): nucleus; PML body
Molecular function (GO): ATP hydrolysis activity; zinc ion binding
Source: RefSeq, a predicted model, not a curated record
AACGCGCGGAAGUGCGCGCGCGCGCGCGAGCUAAACGCAGAGGCAGCUGUGCGCGCGCGCACUUCCGCGCGUAGUGUCGUGAACGCGCUCUCUGGAGGCGUUAAAAACAAACAUCUAGCGUUAGUUUGUUAUAUUUCCGGAGAACAUGGCUACUCGUAAACACAGAGGGAUACCUCUGAGCUCGCUCAAUCCUAAAUUUCUUCAUACAAACUCAACCAGCCAUACCUGGCCCUUUAGUGCUAUUGCUGAGCUGAUUGAUAAUGCUUAUGACCCAGAUGUUCGUGCCAAGCAAUUCUGGAUAGAUUGGACACGCAUCAAAAACCUGGACUGCCUCUCAUUCAUGGAUAAUGGAGCAGGAAUGACCAGAGCCAAACUGCAUAAGAUGCUCAGCUUUGGUUACAGUGACAAGAAAGCCAUGAGAGACCAUGUUCCAGUCGGUGUCUACGGCAACGGCUUCAAAUCAGGUUCCAUGCGCCUGGGGAAGGAUGCCAUCGUCUUCACUAAGACCAGAGACUCAAUGAGUGUAGGCCUGCUGUCACAGUCUUACCUGCAGGCCAUAAAAGCUCAGCAGAUCAUGGUGCCUAUUAUCACUUUCAGGCGGGAUGGACAAAACCUACCAGAGGAUGCAGCCAGUCUAGAUGCGAUCCUGAGACACUCACUGUUUAAUACAGUGAAGGAGCUGUUCACUGAGCUGCGUGCCAUCAGCACAGCCGGAUGCACCGGCACACGCAUCAUUAUCUGGAAUCUGCGCAUGACUACAAAUGGGGAGACAGAAUUCAACUUUGAUGCAGAUAAAUAUGAUAUUCAGAUCCGAGCAAAUGCUAGUGAGAGAACACGUGAGUGUCGAGCCAUGACACCCGAGAGUGACUAUUCAUUAAGAGCAUACUGUAGCAUUUUGUAUCUGAAGCCACGUAUGCAAAUCAACAUUCGAGGUCAAAGAGUGAAAACCCAGCUCAUCUCCAAGAGUCUUGCUUACAUUGCCAAUGACAACUACAGACCUUCAUUCCUAACCAAACGUAUUCGGAUCACAUUUGGGUUCAACACCAAAAGCAAGGAGCAUUAUGGUAUCAUGAUGUACCACAAAAACAGACUCAUCAAGGCUUAUGAGAGAGUGAGCUGCCAACGCAAGGUAGAGAGAAAAGGUGUUGGGGUCAUCGGUGUGAUUGAAUGUAAUUUCCUUCAACCGACUCACAACAAACAGGACUUUGAUGAUACAGAUAAAUACAGGAAAACCAUGCAUAACCUCAGCAUCAAGCUAGAAGAGUACUGGAACGAGAUCCGCUACAAGCAGAAAAAAGAGGACCCAAAAUGCACAGUUCCCAUAGAGGAUACAAUGAAAGUUCCGGAUCAAGUCUGGGUGCAGUGCGACAGCUGUCUCAAGUGGAGAAGGCUUCCAGAUGGUUUUGACUGCAGUCGGCUGCCUGAGAAAUGGUUCUGCAACAUGAACCAUGACCCACAAUUCAGGAGCUGUCUGGUAGAGGAGGAACUGGAGGAUCAAGAAGAGGAACAGAAGUCAUACCCAAAACCCUUCAAACGCCAGAAGAGGAACAGUAAGAGUCUACAGGAUGAUCAUGGGCCAGAGGUAUUAGAGAUUCCAGCCCUGGAAGGUCCUGUUAAUGCCAGACAACUGAAGAAUUCUGCAUCCUGUAAGCCAUCUCCUGCUGAUCAGUUCAGUAAUAGUGCGACCGGCCCCCUACUGUCGUCCACUUCUAAUGCUCAAAGAUCACCACUGCCUCUGAUUAAUCUCACUGCUCUCUCUGAGUCAUUGAAAAGGAUUAAAAGGAAACUUUCUACUGCUGAAGAAAUGCCUCCGGCAGUGCAUCCUAUGCCUUAUGCCUCUUUUCCUCCUAAUGCCCCGCCACAAGGUAGUAUCACGUUCAUUCACACACAUUCCAGUCUCGCACCAAACAAAGAAGAGAGCAAAUGGGAGGGGAUGGAAUAUGAGAAAAAUGCAGAUGCAGACAAACAAUUAGACAACAAGGAGGGCAGUAAGACAUAUCAGGAGCCUGUUCAGGAGGAGGAUGAGUGGCAUGCUGGAGAGGAAUCACCCACUGCAGAAACCCAGUACUAUAUAGCAGAGUCACACUCCAUGGAGGAAGUGGGAGAGGAACUGCAUGAUGAUAACGAGGAGGUGUGGAGUCUGCAGCAGCAGCAGGAUGAGUUGAUGGAGAUGAUGAAGCAGACGGCAGAGGAGAGGGAUGCGUGCAGGGAGGAGCUGGAGCUGCUGCGGGAUCACUGUACCGCCGUGGAGGAUGAGAGGAGUCAGCUCCUCAGCAAGCUGGAAAGGAUGGAGGAAGAGAAAGCCAGCUUGUCCGCCUUGUGUGACCAACUAAAGUGCAAAGUGGAAAGGCUGAAAAUAGAGAAGGAAGGUAGAUUGAGAGAAGAUGCCCAAAGUGGAGAAGAGAGGCAGAAGCUGAGAAAGCUGCGUCUCAACCUGGGCCGCCUGCUGGUCUCCUUCGUUCCCGAUCUCGACCUGAAGCAGGUGGAUUUCAGCAGUGACGUCAUUGACGAGCUUCUCGACCAGGUCUUAAAGGAAGUCACUUAAGGUCAAGUCACCACUGUCUUACGUGUUGGGUUUGCUAUUUCUUCAUGGUCAGUUAACCAUGAUAUGCCUGACGGCUCAUGGUUUCACUGCUGGCUAGUCAGGGUGAGAUCAUCACUAUAUAAAAAGUAUUAAUGAUUGUGGCCCAGCCUAGGCUUAGCAGACAGCAACACUGGUAAUAGGAUAUGUUUCUAAGUCAGUUUUAUUGCCUGUUACUGCCACCUAUAUCUAAGUCACUUGGUAAAUAAUAUGCAAGGCAUAAUCAUUGAAUGUAGUACAAUAUUACUAUAAAAAAUAUUUUUUAUAAUGUUAAUUGGUUACAAAUGUAUAAAUUUUUUUGAAUGAUAUUGUAAUAAAUAAUAUCAUAGUAAUAUUACUAAGAAUUCUUGUUACUGUUUUCAUUAUAUAUACUUUCAACUGAGCCAUCUAAUGAAAAGAAAUAAAAUCAAAGUGUUUACAAGUAA